AUGAUGCUCAGUCCUCGCCACGCCGAGUCUGACAGGCCCUGGGUACAAACAGACUCUUCCAAUGUGCCCUGUGGGUCCGGGCCUGCCCAACUUGAGGCGUGUCGGGGCAAGGUGCGCUCCGUGAGUGUCCUCGCUCUGAGCAGGGAGGAGAGGAGGCGGCAGAGGCGUGCGACGGCUACGUACCGAUCUGCGCACGCCACCAGGGAGCGCGUCCGCGUGGUGGCCUUCAACGUGGCCUUUGCACAGCUGAGAAAGCUGCUGCCGAUUCUUCCACCAGAAAAGAGCUCGUCCAAGAUUGAGAUCCUGCGACUCGCGAUUUGUUACAUCUCCUACCUCGGGCACGUGCUGGAUGUUGAGGAGCACCAAUAA
Pungitius pungitius (ninespine stickleback) is the source of this 369-nucleotide messenger RNA. Its product is annotated as helix-loop-helix protein 1-like. Gene Ontology annotation, molecular function: RNA polymerase II cis-regulatory region sequence-specific DNA binding; DNA-binding transcription factor activity, RNA polymerase II-specific; protein dimerization activity. Bases 1 to 369 code for a protein of 122 amino acids. The record is from RefSeq and is a predicted model, not a curated record. Gene Ontology annotation, biological process: regulation of transcription by RNA polymerase II. The transcript has a single exon. NCBI's taxonomy places the organism in Eukaryota, Metazoa, Chordata, Actinopteri, Perciformes, Gasterosteidae.